Acanthoscelides obtectus is the source of this 489-nucleotide messenger RNA. NCBI's taxonomy places the organism in Eukaryota, Metazoa, Arthropoda, Insecta, Coleoptera, Chrysomelidae. The record is from the annotation of a GenBank genome assembly.
AUGGCACAGUUAGCAUCUGGGAUAAGUGCACUGGCCGUCGGCUUCGAUAAGCAAUAUGAAAUAACGAAAUCGAAUUCUACAGACGAAACACGAGCUGAUUUGGAAAGAUGCUGUGCUCCACUAAAAAUAAUCGCAGAUGUUUUUCACGCGAUUUCUCUUCAUCGUCGUUAUUCCAUUCUACCAUUUUUGGAUGGCAACGUUCGCAAAUUUUCUGAUACUUGCCCAAUUGAUGAAUUUUUAUUUGGAAAAACAUUCCCGGACCAAUGGAAAUCCGCAAGUGAAGCUCAACGAUUAGGCUUUUCAAUCAAGAAGAAGGAAAAAGCUCUAGGAUCAGCAUCUUCCAAACCAGUCGUCUAUAAGAAAUUGGAGCCCAAGCCAGGUCCGUCGAGGGUCCCGUCGUCUUUAAACUCCCGGCGCCAGCAACACAAAUCUCGCAUGAAAAAGGAGGAGGAGAGGUUUCGUUCAGCAAGGUCAUACCGGAAGCAGUAG